Messenger RNA from Umbelopsis ramanniana AG, 1044 nucleotides. RefSeq lists its product as uncharacterized. Bases 178 to 804 code for a protein of 208 amino acids. Gene Ontology annotation, biological process: endoplasmic reticulum membrane organization. Lineage: Eukaryota; Fungi; Mucoromycota; Umbelopsidomycetes; Umbelopsidales; Umbelopsidaceae. The transcript is spliced from 6 exons. The record is from RefSeq and is a predicted model, not a curated record. Gene Ontology annotation, cellular component: endoplasmic reticulum membrane; plasma membrane.
GUUAUCGGCAAACGGGUAAUGCAGGCCUUCUGUGGCCAUUUCCAGCAGUGACAAGUAGAAGUUCUCUUUUGCGUAACCAGCUGCUGAGCGCAAUAAAUUUUCGGAGGAGCCGCCAGGCAAUUUGAAGCCGCCAACCCAGCCAGGUCUUCUUGUUUUUUAAUAUCGCUUUCUGUCUUCAUGGCUAACAAGCAUUCCCCUGUAAUUCGGAUUUCCCCUCCAGAAUUCCAAUUCUAUCCCCUACGGCAAGGUCCUGGCUUCACAGCUCGUUUGCAUGUCAAGAAUCUAAUUGAAAAUUCCGUUGCCUUUAAAUUCAAGACCAAUGCUCCAACUCGCUACUCUGUCAAACCUGUAUUGGCUGUAUUACAUCCCGGAGAUGCAAUUGAAACAUAUGUUCGCUCGGAAACUCCUAUUAGCGAUCAAGACAAGUUCUUGAUUCAAAGUGUACCCCUUACGGAAGAAGAGUCAGGCUUGGAAAUGACUUCGGCUGAGUGGAAAGCUCUGGACAAGCGACGGAUAACGGAUAACUUUAUCAACUGUGUGAUGAUGAGAGGUUUGCGACCGCGCGUUCAAUCCAUUGAAUCGCGCUCUUCAUCUCCUCCUGUAUCGCCGCGUCUGUCACCGAUCCCGCUUUCGCCGUCUCCAUCGCCCUCCACUCAGCAAUAUAAUCGAUCUGUCCGUCAACACGAUCAAAAAGAAUCUCAAUCCUUUCCUACAUUCAAGAUCGUCAUUUUCAGCAUUAUUUGCAUAUUGAUUGGCUUAUUGAUACCCUUUGAAAAAUUCGCUUUGCUCUUUCCAUCUAAUUGAGGUCAUCCCGUCGUUACCCUACCUCUCUUACUGUACUAUUUUACGCUACAUGUUUCUUUCUUUCUUGGCUUACUUAGAAGUUGAAUUAUUCUUUUUUCCUCUCCUCCUAUUCAUUAGUUUUUAGUAAUCAAUUUUUGGUAAAAAGGCGCCCACACAUUUAUAACGUAGACAAAAAGGUUGACGCAAACCCAGCACAAUAUAAAACAUCGGAUCCAAUGAUGGAAAACCAUAGCACGCACU